CGGGAAACAAUGACUUAAAUGCUAUCUUAUUUAUGUACAAAGUGCAGGUUUGAUAUGGCACUCUUAGUAUGCUGUUAUUAACCCUUUUUCUCAUAUUCGAGAGUGAUCCUCUUGCCUCAAUCAAUCAUUACAAUCAAUCACUGUAUCAUCGGAGGGAUAUUUUGAACUAAUACAUCAUUUAUCAGAACUGCAAUUAUAAAGUGACAUCACAGCUGUGAUCAAACAUUGACAUCAAUGCUGCAAUCAAACAUUGACAUCAAAGCUGCAUUCUUAUAUUGACAUCACAGCUGAAGUAAUACAUUUGGAUCAUAACAGCAGAUAUAGUGACCUCUCUGCUGCAAUAUAAUCCAGUCAUAACAUAGCUGCAACCAUGCAUCUUAUGAGUAGAGUAGUCAAUAGAUGGAGGUUGAUGCAGUCUGCGAAGAGAAUCAUUCAGCCACGAACAAUUUCAUCGACAUGUAAUCUCAAUGAGGAAAGCACCAUUAGUGGACAUGUGAAAGAUACAGCGGAAACAGUGAUCAUUGGAGGAGGUGUGGUGGGCACCAGUAUAGCAUACCAUCUCGCUAAGGCUGGCAUGAAAGAUGUUGUCCUCUUAGAAAAGACUGAACUGACUGCAGGUUCUACUUGGCAUGCUGCUGGCCUGACAACAUAUUACCAUCCAGGUAUAAAUGUGAAGAACAUACACUACUACAGUCUUAAGCUGUAUGAACAACUAGAGGCUGAAACAGGACAGGAAGUUGGGCUGCACAAAUGUGGUAGUCUGCGUCUUGCUACAACACCCGAAAGAGUGGAUGAGUUCAAGUACCAGAUGGCCCGCCAAGGUUGGAACAAGGCAGACCAAUGGUUGAUAUCAACUGAGGAGAUCAUGGAAAAGUUCCCUCUCAUUAAAGCUGAUGAUAUCUUGAUGGGACUUUGGAACCCUGGAGAUGGUCACAUAGACCCAUAUUCCCUCACCCAAGCUCUAGCAAUAGGUGCCAGGAAGUAUGGUGCUAGCCUUUGCCAGAGCUCCCCAGUUCAUGCAAUGGCUCAAUGUGAGGAUGGCAGCUGGACUGUAGACACAAAUGAGGGACAGAUAAAAGCAAAAAGAGUCAUCAAUGCUGGAGGUUUCUGGGCCCGAGAGAUUGGUCAAAUGGUUGGAAUAGAUCUUCCUUUGGUUCCCAUCCACCACCAAUACCUUGUUACAUCUACAAUACCUGAGGUAGCUGCCCUCAAACAAGAACUACCAGUUAUCCGGGACCUAGAGGGCUCAUACUACCUGAGGCAAGAGAGAACUGGCCUGCUAGCAGGACCUUAUGAACACCAAGAUAAGAUGGCCUUAUGUGAUGACUGGUAUGAUCAUGGUCCUCCUAAAGACUUUGGCAAAGAAUUGUUUCAGCCUGACCUGGACAGAAUAAGCUGGAACACUGAGAAAGCCAUGGAGAGAGUACCUGUGCUUGCUACUGGCAAUAUUCAGUCUGUAGUCAGUGGUCCAAUCACAUAUACACCUGAUAUUCUACCAAUGAUUGGACCCUACCAAGGUCUCAGAAAUUACUGGUGUGCCGUAGGGUUUGGCUAUGGUAUAGUACAUGCAGGUGGUGUUGGACAGUACCUGACUGAGUGGAUCAUGAAUGGAGAGCCCAUGUAUGACCUCAUUGAAUGUGACCCUAACAGAUACAGCAAAUGGACUGACAGGACAUAUUGUUUAGCUAAAUGUAGGGAGUCCUAUGGUAUGAAUAAUGCUGUGGGCUACCCCAAGGAGGAGAGGUUUGCUGGAAGACCAACUUACAGAACAAGUGGCAUUUAUGACCUACUCAAAACAAGAGGUGCUGACAUGGGAUUUCAUGCAGGUUGGGAGCAGCCCCAUUGGUUUGCCCUGGAAGGGGAUGAUGCCGGUUAUAAACCAAGCUUUAGAAGGAGUAACUGGUUCAAACCUGUUGGCAGGGAGGUGGACCUUGUCAUGAAUAAAGCUGGACUCAUUGAUCUCUCUCCCUUUGGCAAGAUUAAAGUGACAGGAAAAGAUGCAGCUGCUUACAUUGAUCAUAUAUGUGCUAAUAAUUUACCAAAAAUAGGAAUGACUAACAUAAGUCACAUGUUGACCCCCAAGGGUAGAGUGUACUCAGAAUUGACAGUGACAAGACUUGGAGAGAAUGACUUCAUGUGUAUUACAGGCUCAGGGUCAGAAUUACACGAUCUCAGGUGGAUGGAGAAGAAACUACACGAGGGAGAUUUUGAUGUCACUCUUAACAACAAAACUGAUGAUUUGGCUUGUCUUGGUAUUGCUGGGCCAAAGUCCAGAGACAUCAUAUCUAAAGUUACUUCUACAGACAUGUCUGGCAAGGCAUUCAAGUUUCUACACAUCAGAGAUCUGGAAAUAGCAGGGGUGAAGGUUAAGGCCAUCAGGAUAUCUUACACAGGAGAGCUUGGCUGGGAGAUGUAUUGUGACAAAAAUGACAUGAAACAACUCUAUACCUCACUACUAGAAGCAGGUGAAGAGUUUGGUGUUGGCGACUUCGGAGGUUAUGCCCUCAACAGUCUUAGACUGGACAAAGGCUUCAGAGCUUGGGGUUCAGAGAUGACAACUGAUCAAAAUCCUCUAGAAGCAGGUUUGGAAAUGUUUGUCAAGAUGGAUAAGGCAGCAGACUUCAUUGGCAAGGCAGCCCUGCAUGAGAUAGCAGCCAAGCCUGCCACCAGGAAGCUGGUUAACCUCAUAGUGGAUACUAAAGACGUUGACCCUGAAGGAAAUGAGAGUAUAUGGCAUGGGGAUAAGGUUGUUGGCAUGACAACAUCAGGUUGCUAUAGUUACUGUAUCAACAAAAGCAUAGCAUAUGGCUAUGUUCCAGUAGAACUGUCUCAGGUUGGAAAUACACUUGAAGUAGACUUAUUAGGAGAGAAAUGCACAGCCACAGUAGAAUCAGGCCCUCCAAUGUUGGUAGAGAUUGCCAGAAACAGACAGAAAAAGAAACAGUGAAACUGCAUUUCUCAUGAGAAAAUCUUUAUACAUUCACUUUUGUAAAUAUUUCAAUGUAUGUCUUCAUUGUCUUGAAACUGUCAAACACAAGAGGCAAAUAAUGUGGACUUGGUGUAAGAGCUAAUACCAAAACAACUGGCACAUUCCUCGAAGCUCUCAUAUCCUGAACAAGUGGACUGAAGCAGCUUGUGAGAGCUAUUGUCCAGUGUUACUAAGUCCCUGCAACCGCCAGUUACAUGGUUGUGUCAACACAAUGAGACAGCUCUUUGUAAAUAAAUGAUCAAAUAAA
Owenia fusiformis is the source of this 3236-nucleotide messenger RNA. NCBI's taxonomy places the organism in Eukaryota, Metazoa, Annelida, Polychaeta, Sabellida, Oweniidae. The record is from the annotation of a GenBank genome assembly.